Messenger RNA from Papaver somniferum (opium poppy), 3301 nucleotides. RefSeq names its product serine/threonine-protein phosphatase 6 regulatory ankyrin repeat subunit C-like. The record is from RefSeq and is a predicted model, not a curated record. Lineage: Eukaryota; Viridiplantae; Streptophyta; Magnoliopsida; Ranunculales; Papaveraceae. The transcript has 2 exons. Gene Ontology annotation, molecular function: protein binding. The coding region runs from base 1086 to 3137 and encodes 683 amino acids.
AAAAGAAAUUACUCGUAUCAAAAUUGCAAAAUUGGAUGAACUAACGGAAUUUGAGGAGAUUCUGGUUGUUACCGUUUUCGUUUAUCCAACAAACGUAAUUUGAGAAGAUUAUGUAUAAAUCAAGCACUAAGCCAUCAACUCGUUUGUAUAUGCAUCAUCCAAACCAUGGAUGUCCAUCUAAUGGAUCCUAACAUAUGUGUUUAGGUUUCUGAAAUUGAAAACAGACAAAAUUUUCAAUUGAAAUCCAAAACCCCAUAUCAAGAACCCAAUUUAAUGAAACACCAAAUCCGUUAUUUAAUUCAAUCAAAUGUAUAAACCCAUAUCGCAAUUCAAGUACUCAAUUAAGGAAAGAAAAUAAAAAAACGAAACGAAAUCAGCUAGUAGUAAGAGGGUGAUCAUCACAGAUCCAUCGCCAAAAAACAAGAAGAAGAUACGAUUAGGCUUGUAUUUGCAGGAUUUAAGAGGGUGAUCCAUCAGGCUUAGAAUUAAGAGGGAUGAUCGAUUUGGUGAGUCAAUAGUUUGGACACAGAAGAAUUGCAUUUCCAGUAUAUGAUAAAGAUAUCCACGAAGAAGGAGGGGUAUUUUGGGUAGCAUAUGCGACACGUGUAUAACCUUAUCCACGCGUGCACAGGUGAUGACUCAUUUAACGGAGGGAUGGAUGGAAUACCUAACCAAAUGAGGAAACGCUAAUUUUAAUCUGUUUGGGGAGGAAAUGCUAAUUUACGAUCUUGGGAGGGGAGUAAAUGCAAAAACAUUAACAAUUAAAGUUUACAACCCCAAAAAAUAUGAAAGAUCACUAUCAUUAUCCUGUACAUAACUCCACAGUAAGUGUACUCUAAAAAUCUUAAAGGAAUCUCCUCCCAGAAACAAACUCCUUCUUUUCUACACCAUAAAUAAAACUCCAUCUCUGAACAAAGGGUAUUUUUUUCAUUUCUCUGCGUCUCCUGUUUUUCUCUCUUGUUUCCCCUGUUAUUUUUUUCCCUGAUCACUUUGAAGUCAUGUUUUCCUGUAUCAAUCUUAUGGUAUCUAUCAUGAGUUUUUGAUUAAAUUUAUGUAAAACCAGUUUAGAAAUUGAUCGAAAAAUAAUGCCUCCAAUAUAUUUUCCACUGAGGUGGGAAAGUACAGGAGAUCAAUGGUGGUAUGCAUCUCCAAUAGAUUGGGCAGCAGCAAAUGGUCAUUAUGAUCUAGUAAGAGAAUUACUUCAUCUUGAUAUGAAUCUUUUCAUAAAACUCACUUCUCUUCGAAGAAUUCGCCGUCUUGAGACUGUUUGGGACGACGAAGCUCAGUUUGAUGAUGUUGCUAAAUGUAGGUCUCAAGUUGCUAAGAAGCUGUUACAUGAAUGUGAAACUACUAAGAGUGCUGGAACUAAUAACUCUUUGAUUAGAGGUGGUUAUGGUGGUUGGCUUCUUUAUACUGCUGCUUCAGCUGGUGAUGUUGGUUUUGUUCAAGAAUUGUUAGAAAGAGAUCCUUUGUUGGUUUUUGGUGAAGGAGAAUUUGGUGUGACUGAUAUAUUUUAUGCUGCUGCUAGGAGUAAGAACUCUAUGGUGUUUAAGGUUUUGUUUGAUUUUUCUAUGUCGCCGAGAUGUUUGAUAAGUAGUCGAGGUGAAUUGGAGCAAAGGCAGGAAAUGGAGAUUCCUUCCGUGUUUAAGUGGGAGAUGAAGAAUAGAGCUAUCCAUGCUGCUGCCAGAGGAGGGAAUUUUGACGUGUUGAAGGGUCUUGUUGAUGAUGGUUCUGAUGAUAUUUUGUGUUUUAGAGAUGUUCAAGGUUCUACUAUUUUGCAUGCUGCAGCUGGUAGAGGUCAAGUUGAGGUAGUGAAGGGUCUAGUGGCAUCUUUUGAUAUCAUCACCUCAGUAGACAAUCAAGGGAAUUCUGCAUUACAUGUGGCUGCUUUUCGGGGACACCUACCGGUGGUAGAGGCUCUGAUAAUCUCAUCUCCUUUGUCCACCACUUCAACCAACAACUGUGGAGAUACUUUUAUCCACAUGGCCGUGUCUGGAUUUAGAACUCCUGGUUUUCGAAGGUUGGACCGACAAACUGAGCUCAUGAAGCAGUUGGUCUUCGGAAAGAUUGUUAACAUGAAAGAUGUAAUCAACAUCAGGAACAAUGAGGGAAGAACUGCUCUUCACACAGCUGUUGUUGGGAACAUUCAUGGCAAUUUGGUGGAACUCCUGAUGACUAUUCCAUCAAUUGACCUAAAUAUCCGCGAUUCAAGUGGCAUGACUCCGUUAGAUCUCCUCAGACAACGACCACGAUCUGCAUCGUCUGAAAUACUUAUCAAGCAAUUGAUUUCAGCUGGGGGUAUAUCCAAUUCUCAGGAUUAUAUGGCAACAAGUUACAUUGUUUCUCACUUAAAGAUGCAGGGAAUUGGUAGCAGUCCAGGAACCUCCUUUAGAAUUCCCGACACUGAGAUAUUCCUGUACACUGGCAUUGAUUUACCUGAUGCUGGUCGGGAUCAAGUCAACAGCGCAAGACCAAGUUCUUGCUCGAGUGAAAUGAGUCACGAGUCAGUUGGCGAUAAUCGUAUUUCGAUGGAUAGUAAAAAGCGAGGUUCUAUGAAUAAUGCAGCAAGACGUUUAAAGAUUCUCCUCCAAUGGCCUCGACGAAUGGAUAAGAAAUCUAAUGGCACGAGAAAGUUAAGGGAUCAGAUUCUCGAAAAGUGGAGUGAUUCCGACGAAACUCCGACCCCACUACGACAGCGAUUCUCGAAAAAUUCGUCCAUUCCCAACAAUAAAAGGAUUCUUUCUGUGAGAGGUAAUUCUCCUAGUCCGUCCACCAAGAAGAAAUACACCUCAGGUCUAAUGCACUGUGUAAUUCAGGCCAUGCCUCAUUUAUCAGCACAUUCUCGAUCACCCUCUAGUUCAUUCUCAAGGUCAUCGAUAUCAUCUUCACCAAUUUCCUCGUUAGAUAAACAGAAGGGAGUUUAUACUGGAAAUGGAAUCGACUGUGCAGGACCUUCUUAUUCGAGUCCAUCGUUUAAUAUUAAAACACAAGAAACAACUAGGAAAUCAACCUCUAUCAGUAAGAAGAAGAUCAACCAGUAUCUCUGCUUUGGUGCACAAGGACUUGCAGUGGAAGAGAAAGUUAACCGCCAACAACCAAACGAGGGUUACAAGAGAAGGAUAGUGUCAGUAGCAUGAUCAAAGUAUUUCAGGUUUGUUACUAUUAAUUGUAAUUGUAGAUUAGAUUAUUGCAGUUAAUUACAAUUCUUGUUGUUUGGGUUGGGUUGUAUAAAUAAUUGUAUAAACGAUCGACUUCAAGUUCAGAGUUCAGUAAUGUUUAACUGUAUAUUGUUCAGUGAAAA